Molecule: messenger RNA, 3624 nt
Organism: Rotaria sordida
Lineage: Eukaryota; Metazoa; Rotifera; Eurotatoria; Philodinida; Philodinidae
Source: the annotation of a GenBank genome assembly
AUGAAGGAUCCAUUUGAUGGACUUCCAACUUAUUCAUCAUUAUCACCUGAUGAAAACCAAUCAAAUAUUGAUAAUACAUCAACAUCAUACAUUCCUAUUUCGGAUUUUCGACGAAAUGAAGCACGUCCAGUAUUACCUGAUAAUGAUCGACAUAAAUCAAUUUAUCAUCAACCUAGCUUAACAACAUAUAAUCCAGUAGAAAGACAUAGAAAACGUCAUCGUCGUUCACAACAAUUAGGAGAACCAAGCAAUGUGACAUCUAAAUUAGCUCCAAGCAGCGAGACUGAUGAAUCAUAUGAAAUUGACGAUCCAAGUGCACGUAUACAAUUUUUACUUGGUGAUGAAGAUCAAGAUGAUGAUGAUGAAGAACAUAAACCACAUGAUUUAUUUAUUGAACUUAAUGAAUUAAGAUGUGAGGGUGAAAAACUAAAUGAAUCAGGUGAAUCUAUUGAUCAAGGUUGGAAAGAAACAGCAAGAUGGGUUAAAUUUGAAGAAGAUGUUGAAAGUGGUGGUCGAUGGAGUAAACCACAUGUUGCUACAUUAUCAUUACAUUCAUUACUUGAAUUACGAAAUUGUAUUUUAAAUGGAAGUGUUAUUCUUGAUAUGCAAGCUGAUCAAUUUCCUACAAUCAUUGAUAUGAUUCUUGAUAGUAUGAUUUCUAAUAAAUCAUUAUCACCUGAAAAACGUUGCGUUACACGUAAUGCUCUUUUACUUAAACAUAUACAUCAGCAUGAAAAAGAAUUUCAUCGACAUUUACAUACACAAGAAAUUAGAAAACCAUUACCAUUUACACGUUCAUUAGCUGAAUUAACACGAAUUCGUUCACAAAAAGAUGUUACUAUGUCAAGUGUUGAUCAAAUGCCAUCAACAACACCUCCUGGAACACUCAAUCAUAAUCUAACAUUAACCAAUAGACUUAGUGUUGGGGAUCAAUCAAAAAUUCGUAUGGGUGAAAAUGAUGAAUUAGGAACUAGUUUUUCAGCAAAUGAAUCACGUGUUAAAAUUAAUUUAUCAUUUAUGAAAAAAGUUCCACCAAAUGCUGAAGCAACAAAUGUUUUAGUUGGCGCUGUAGAUUUUCUUCAAACACCUGUCUAUGCAUUUGUUCGUCUAUCAAAAGGUGUUACAAUACCAGAUCUUAUUGAAGUACCAUUACCAACACGUUUUCUUUUUGUUUUAAUUGGACCAUCUAGUGAACAUUAUCGUUAUCAUGAAAUAGGACGUUCUAUAGCAACAUUAAUGUCUGAUGAAAUUUUUCAUGAUGUUGCUUAUCGAGCUCGAAAUCGACAAGAUUUACUUGCAGGAAUUGAUGAUUUUCUUGAUCAUGUUACAGUUUUACCACCGGGUGAAUGGGAUCCUACAACACGUAUUGAACCACCUAAAAGUGUACCAAAUAAAGAAGAUCGACUUGAUAGAAAUAAAAUAAAUGGUAUACCACAAACAGCUGAACCGGAACAUCAUGAACAUGAAUUAGAUCCAUCAUUAACAAGAACAGGAAGAUUUUGUGGAGGUCUUAUUAAUGAUAUAAAACGUAAAUCAAAAUUUUAUUGGUCAGAUUUUACUGAUGCUAUAUCAUUUCAAUCUGUUGCGGCAAUAAUAUUUCUCUAUUUUGCUUGUUUGUCACCAAUAAUUACAUUUGGUGGUCUUUUAAGUACAGCAACUGAUAAUAAUAUGGCUGCAAUUGAAAGUCUUCUAUCAGGUGCAAUUUGUGGUUGUUUAUAUCAUUUAUUUGCUGGUCAACCAUUAACAAUUUUAGGUAGUACUGGUCCUGUACUAGUUUUUGAAACUAUUGUUAAUCAUUUUUGCACUAAUUAUGGAUAUGAUUAUAUGAAUUUUCGUUGUUGGAUUGGUUUAUGGACAGCACUUAUUCUAUUAAUUAUGGUUGUUACUGAUGCAAGUUAUCUUGUGAAAUAUAUAACACGAUUUACUGAGGAAAGUUUUGCUGCUCUUAUUGGUAUUAUUUUUAUCUAUGAAGCAUUUGAUAAAAUGAUUGAAAUCAAUCGUCAUCGAGCUGUUCGAUUACAUACAAAUAAAAUUUUACCAUCAAAUUGUUCAUGUUUAAUAUCGAAUAAAACAAGAAAUUGGAAUUUUUCUAUGACAAUAAAUGAUUGUUAUAAAACUCAAUCAUAUCAAUUUAUUGGUAUAGAUUGUAAAAAUUUAAAUGAUAAAACUUAUAUUCCUGAUGUAUUUUUCUUUUCAAUUAUUCUUUUUGUAUCAACAUUUGUUUUAGCAUAUACAUUAAAAAAUUUUAAAUUUAGUCGAUUUUUACCAAUGAAUAUUCGUUCAAAAGUAAGCGAUUUUGGUGUUGUUUUAGCAAUAUUUAUUAAUGUUUUAAUUGAUUAUCUUAUUGGUCUUGAUACACCAAAAUUAAGUGUACCAAGAAAAUUUGCAACAACAAAAGAAAAUCGUGGAUGGAUUAUAAAUCCAUUUGGAAGCAAUCCUAUGUAUAUGUGGUUUGCUGCAAUUUUACCUGCAUUAUUAGCAACAAUACUUAUUUUUAUGGAUCAACAAAUAACAGCUGUUAUUAUAAAUAGAAAAGAAAAUAAACUUAAAAAAGGUUUAGGUUAUCAUCUUGAUUUAUUAAUUGUAUUAUUUUGUAUUGCACUUAAUUCUGUACUUGGUCUUCCAUGGUUUGUUGCUGCAACAGUACUUUCAAUUAACCAUGUUAUUGCACUUAAACUUGAAUCAGAAACAGCAGCACCAGGAGAAAAACCAAAAUUUUUAGGUGUUAGAGAACAACGUGUAACUGGUUUUGUUGUAUUUCUAUUUAUUGGUCUAUCUGUAUUUUUAACAAAAUUUUUGGGUCUUAUACCAAUGCCUGUACUUUAUGGUGUUUUUCUUUAUAUGGGUAUAUCAUCUAUGAAAGAAAUUCAAUUAAUUUCUCGAAUAUUAUUAAUAUUUAUGCCUGAAAAAUAUCAACCAGAUUAUGUUUAUCUUCGAUAUGUUCGAACACGUCGUGUACAUAUGUUUACAUUAAUUCAAUUAAGUUGUUUAACGUUAUUAUGGAUUAUAAAAUCAAUAAAAAGUAUAUCAAUAUUAUUUCCUAUUAUGGUUUUAGCUCUUGUUGGAGCAAGAAAAGCAAUGGAUUAUAUAUUUACACGACGUGAACUUGAAUAUUUAGAUGAUGUUAUGCCAGAAGUUGUUAAAAAAGAAAUUGAAGAAAGAAGAAAUAGUAUUCUACCAGAUAAUAUUGAUAUUAUAAAUAAGACAAAUGAAAUAAUAGCAUUUGAUAGUGGAAAACCUCGUAUUGACGAUAGUACAAUAUCGAAAGUUCCAACACAAACUGUUCAAAAUAAUCAAUUAGCAAAUGUUAUGAAUUUUUCUGAAGAAGUUGGUAAAACAUUUCUAUGGAAAUCUAUAGCUAAAUCAAAAGAUAAAGAAGUAAUAGCAUCAGAAAAAAAACCAUCAAACAAUGAUAAAUCAUCACGAAGUUCAGGAAUUAAAAAAAGAAUUGGUAAAUUAGGUUUAAGUUUUCGAAGUUCUGAUGAAGAUCGAGCUUUAGUAAAUACAAAUAAUUCACAAUUACCAACUAUUGUUAUUGAACCAAUGGAAUCAUCAAUAUCAAAUGGUGAACAAGAAAGUGGAAGAACUAGUGUAGAUAGAACCAAUAGCGACAUUAGAUUGUGA